UGUUGGCGAGCCACCGCAGUAGGAGGGAGGGAGCAGCAGCAUCCAUCUUCCCCUCGCCCUCCGCCGCCCACAGUUUCCGCCAAUCGCCAGCCCAGCCCAGCCCAGCCGCCGAUCUCCGAGCAAGCGGCGGCGCAGGCGGCGGCGGAACUGCCUGCUGCUGCUUCUGCUUCCUCCUUCGAGCGUCCUCGCUCGCCGGUGAGCGUCAAAAUGGACCAGCCUGAUGAAAAUGUGAAAUUGCCAAGCUGUGAUGCAUACUUUGACACUAUACAGUCCAAGAAGAAGUUACCUCUAUCUUUACAAGAAUCGCUCACUGCUGCCUUCGCCCAAAUUCCUGUAUCCUCCUUUCCUGAUGUUCCUAAUGGCCGAGUGAUUGAAAUUCCAGGUGACACUUCUGUUCUUGAUGCUGUGAGAAUUCUCUCUGAACACAACAUCAGGGCAGCGCCUGUGCUUAAUCCGGAAUCUACGGCUCCAGCUGAUUGGAAAGGGAGGUAUCUUGGCAUCAUCGACUACUCGGCUAUCAUCCUCUGGGUGCUGGAAAAUGCUGAGAUUGCCGCUGUUGCUCUGUCUGCUGGGUCGGCAACCAUGGCUGGAGUUGGCAUGGGUGCUGUUGGUGCAGUAGGGGCGGCAGCACUUGGUGCAACUGGACCUGCAGCUGUUGCUGGCUUGACUGCCGCUGCAGUUGGUGCUGCUGUUGCUGGUGGGUUAGCAGCAGAAAAGGGUGUGGCCAAGGAUGGACUAACUGCUGCUGAUCAUUUAGGAGAAGAUUUCUACAAAGUUUUGCUUCAGCAAGAACCUUUCAAAUCAACCACAGUUCAAUCAAUUGUAGAAUCCUACCGCUGGUCUCCUUUUCUCCCUAUUACGCUGGACAGUUCCAUGCUCACUGUACUACUAUUGCUAUCCAAGUACAGGUUAAGGAAUGUCCCAGUUAUUGAGCCUGAUAAGCCAGUUAUUAAGAACUUCAUUACUCAAACUGGUGUUGUUAAAGGACUUCAGCAGUGUAAAGGAAGGGAUUGGUUUGACUACAUUUCAGCACUCCCUCUCUCAGACUUGGGACUUCCAUUUAUGUCAUUUGACGAGGUUAUCACUGUUAACAGUGACGAUCUAAUCUUGGAAGCUUUUAAGUGCAUGAAGGACAACAAGAUUGGUGGUGUGCCUGUGGUAGAAGGUCCCAACAAAAAACUCGUUGGCAGCGUGAGCAUAAGGGAUAUUCGCUUUUUAUUACUUAGGCCUGACUUGUUUUCUAAUUUCAGGCAACUUACUGUCAUGGAAUUCAUGAAGACCCUAGGUUCCACCCUUCCUGAUUCAGGGAACGGCUUGGUGAAGCCACCUCUUACCUGUUCGCCUGAUGCUUCUCUCGGCAGCGUGAUUGAUAGCAUUGCGUCAAGAAUAACCCACCGAAUAUACGUCGUGGACGGUGACUUUGAAGUUGUUGGUGUCGUGACACUGCGAGACGUGAUCUCUUGCUUUAUCUAUGAGCCUCCUGGUUACUGCGACAACUAUGUGGCGUCCGCCAUGGAUAAGAUUGAGGACAAAGGAGCCGGUUCGGUGGACAAAAGUUGAGCUUUUCUGUAGCACGAACGCCAAAAUAACAGACUGAAUUUAGGAGCAGAUCACUUGUAGUAGCUCUGAUGAAUUCAGGUUAAUUUGUGGUGUUGCUGCAGUGGAAGUGUGUAGAACAAGAAUGGCGCUGUUGCUCCGUGGUCUCAAUGUAGAUUGCUUUGUGUUAUUAAAUUUUUAGGAAAUGUUUCGUAUACCCUC
Molecule: messenger RNA, 1758 nt
Organism: Oryza brachyantha (malo sina)
Lineage: Eukaryota; Viridiplantae; Streptophyta; Magnoliopsida; Poales; Poaceae
Product: SNF1-related protein kinase regulatory subunit gamma-1-like
Exons: 6
Coding region: 208-1560 (450 amino acids)
Source: RefSeq, a predicted model, not a curated record